Messenger RNA from Racocetra persica, 235 nucleotides. The record is from the annotation of a GenBank genome assembly. Lineage: Eukaryota; Fungi; Glomeromycota; Glomeromycetes; Diversisporales; Gigasporaceae.
AUCCCUCUUAAAGUUUCGAAAUCUCGAAUUGUUGGCUAUUUAUCCAGGAGAGAAUGCGAAGAGACAGCAUCUUGAAAAAUUACAAGCACAUCGACGUUUAAAAGAUGUACAUUUUUAUUUUUGUAAUAUUGAUGAUGAUCUGAAAGGUUAUUAUCAGGAUCAAAGCCGAAAGAAUAGAGGUAGUUUAUAUACAAAAUUUUUGCCAGGAAGUUUUUUUACGACUGGUUCUGAAUAA